Messenger RNA from Trypanosoma brucei brucei TREU927, 3387 nucleotides. RefSeq names its product phospholipid-transporting ATPase 1-like protein, putative. The transcript has a single exon. NCBI's taxonomy places the organism in Eukaryota, Euglenozoa, Kinetoplastea, Trypanosomatida, Trypanosomatidae. Gene Ontology annotation, biological process: phospholipid translocation. Bases 1 to 3387 code for a protein of 1128 amino acids. The record is from RefSeq and is a predicted model, not a curated record. Gene Ontology annotation, molecular function: ATP binding; ATPase-coupled intramembrane lipid carrier activity; magnesium ion binding. Gene Ontology annotation, cellular component: plasma membrane.
AUGGCGGAAGACGCUGCACCCGACACAUCGCACCAGAGUAGCAACACCAGCGAUGAAGGAGGUGCAAAAUCGGAGGUUAUAGUACACAUGAAUAACCGUGAGGCUAACGAAGAGUACGGCUAUCCCAAUAAUUUCAUCAAAACAUCGCAUUACACCGCACUCAGCUUCCUGCCAUUGGGGCUUAUCGCACAAUUUAUGCGCGUCAGUAAUUUUUACUUCCUCGUAUGCAUGUGCCUCACUCUGAUUCCGGGCCUCUCUCCGGUGAACCCUGUGACAGCCAUCCUACCCCUUUUAUUCGUCAUUGGUGUUUCACUGGCGAAGGAGGGCGUGGAGGAGUUUCGCCGCCACACCGCCGACCGCUUGGCGAAUUCCGUUGAGGUUGACGUAUUAAUAAACGGAGUGAUGCAGCGGGUUCCGAGUCGUGACAUCCGCGUGGGUGAUAUCGUCCGUGUGAGCAACGGUGAGGAGGUGCGAGCAGAUCUUCUCUGCUUGUCCACCUCGGAUGAAGAAGAUCAGGUAUAUAUUGAUAUGUGUAAUCUCGACGGAGAGACCAGUCUCAAAAACCGAAAGCCACAUGAACAUACGGCGUCCCUACGCACUCCAGAGCAAUUGCAGGAGGCGCAAGUGAAGAUUGUUACCACCCAGCCGGAUGCCGAGCUUCAUUCCUGGAGUGGUUGCAUUGAAAGUAACGGUGAAGCAUUCGCUGUGGAUAUUGGAAACUUUUUGUGUCGAGGUUCUGUCUUGCGGAAGACCGACUGGGUUUGGGGUGUUGUCGUUUAUGCCGGUGUAGAUACUAAAAUGUUCCGUAACCUGAAGGGGCAUCCGAUGAAGAUGUCCGAUCUCGACCGUAGGUUGAAUGUAAUGAUUGUGGCGCUGCUACUGUUCAAAUGCGUAGUGCUCGCAACGCUGGCGUUCCUUCUGGUUUGGUGGAACCGGAACAAUAAGGAACAUAUAUGGUACCUACACUGGUACAUGAACCAGUACGGCUCGACGGUGCUAUUGUUGCGCUCCUUUGUGACGAUAUUUCUGUUGCUCUCUUACUUUAUCCCGAUUUCGCUAUUCGUGACCAUCGAGGUUUGCAAGGUGAUCCAGGCGUACUGGAUGGUUGCCGACGGCAAAAUGACGGACGUGGUGAAUGGACGUUUGUGUCGCUGCAGGCCCAACACUUCAAACCUAAAUGAACAACUCGCGAUGGUGCGCUUCAUUUUCACAGACAAGACGGGUACCCUAACGGAGAAUGUGAUGAAGUUUAAACAAGGUGAUUUUCAGGGGUUUCGCCUUGAUUCUGCGUGUGGAACCAAACCCACAGACCUCCUUGACCGCUGCAAUCCAGCGCGUGAGGCUGCGUAUGAGUACUUCCUUUCGAUUGCUUUAUGUAAUACCGUUCAGCCAACCGAGGACCCCAAUGCAGAAGGGGGUAUCAGCUACGAUGGCACCUCCCCGGAUGAGGUGGCACUCGUCAGCAUGGCUGCGGAACACGGGUUCCGCCUGAAGAAGCGCACAACACGUGAAAUGGUGCUAGACAUUGAAGGUGUGGAACAUGAAUAUAGGAUACUUGCCACCCUUGAGUUCACACCGGAGCGGAAGAUGAUGAGCAUAAUUGUGCGGGAUAACGUUAGCCAUCACAUUGUGCUCUUCACGAAGGGUGCCGAUUCCUCUCUACUUCCAAGGACUUGCACCAACCGGCAAGCACAGAACUAUGUGCAAAAGCUAAGAGGCACACUGCAGGAUAUGAGUGUCUGUGGUUUACGCACACUUGUUAUUGGAAGGCGGUUUCUUCUUCCGGAGGAGUACAAAAAUUGGGAGGAUUCGUACAAAACUGCUUCAAGGACUCUCAUUGAUCGUAGCGCGGCCCUGGAUGAUGUUUGUAUGCGGAUCGAGGGUGACCUGUGGCCAGUAGGGGCGACAGCCAUCGAGGACAAGCUUCAGCAGGAGGUUCCUGAGACCAUCUCCUUUUUUCUGGAAGCUGGUGUGGUUAUAUGGAUGCUUACUGGAGAUAAACGUGAAACUGCCGUUACGGUUGCGGCCACUGCAAAAUUGUGCGAUCCGCAGAAAGACUCCAUCAUACACAUAGACAUCGGGUCGUUUGAUCCGAAGAGUGCCGAGGCGAUCAGAAAGGUGGACUCUGACUUGAGCAAAGUGAGGCGGACACUGGAGAGCGGGGGCGAGAACGGCUCGAAAUGCACUAUUGUUAUUGAUGGUCUCGCACUUGGGGUUGCAAUGAGCGAACACUUUUUAACCUUUCUGGAUCUUUCCAUGAGGGUCAAUUCAGCCGUUUGCUGCCGACUUACCCCUUUGCAAAAGGCAGAAGUUGUACGCAUGUUUCAGGGAUCGACAGGGUUAACCGCCAUUGCAAUUGGUGAUGGUGCCAACGAUGUUUCAAUGAUUCAGGAGGGGCGUGUUGGUGUUGGUAUUAUUGGGCUUGAGGGAUCGCAGGCGGCCCUCUCAGCAGAUUAUGCUAUACCCCGAUUUAGGCACCUGCGUCGGCUUUGUGCUGUCCAUGGUCGAUACUCACUCGUUCGUAACUCGGGUUGUAUUAUGAUUAGCUUUUAUAAGAACGCGGUCCUCGGUAUGAUGAUGAUUUUGUUCUGCUUCCAUUCAGCGUUUUCAGGUGGAACACUGUUUGACGGGUGGCUGUUGACAUUCUUCAACAUUCUUCUGACGAGCAUCCCACCCUUCUUCCUCGGCGUGUUUGACAAGGACCUUCCAGAGGAUGCGCUCCUACGCCGCCCGCAUCUUUUCACUCAACUCUCUCACGGGUUGUACUUCGACGUGAUGACAACAGUGAGGUGGUUCGGGGAAGCGUUAAUCCACGGUACAUUAAUAUUCUACCUCUUUUACUUGACUAUCAGGAAUCUCGACUGGAGCACGCACAACAUAUCAAUGAUUGAGCUGGGGACCAUGCAAAUUUUUAUCGUUGUUUUAGUUGUGCUCGUUCGGUGUGGCCUCGCUGUCCGCUGCUGGCGCUCGCUACAGUUGUUGGGCCUAUUGGCUUCUCUUGCGAUUACCCUUGCUCUGACGCUCACUUACUCCUCCUUCAAAAGUGUGGGAGGCAGCUCCAUUUAUUGGCAGAUGUUUGACUUGGCUUUAGGGCCAAAGUUCUGGUUGUAUAUGCUGCUCGUGCUGGGAUCUCUCAUAAUGAUUAAUCUUUCCGUAUUAUAUUUCCAGAAGAGGCGCUACCCCACGUUGCGUGAUACCGCUGAUGAGGAAAAUAGGGUAAUGUGUCGUGGGUCGUUGUUGGAUGAAAACGUGUCUCAAGGGGAUAAAGCGGGUUAUGUGACAUUUGGAGUCGAGAGUACCCAAAGUAGCGACAGAGAAGACAAGAGUAUUGACAUUCAGGACAUGCGAAGGAGGGAAAUCGAAGCCGGGGAUACGCUUCAUGGGUAG